AUGAAAGCUUCUUUUUCUGCCUCGCAGGCGCUGGGAGUUGCGUUGAUGAUUUCCCACGCUCAGGCUUCACUCAUCCCACGUAGUUUCUGCGUCGGAGAGCAGGUCAACACGACAAGCGGAAUCAUCCAGGGCCAUGCAGCAGCAAACCGAACCGAGGUAUCAGAGUAUCUCGGCAUCCCCUUCGCCCAACCUCCAGUUGGAGACUUGCGGUUCGCCGGUCCUCAGCCUUACCUCUCCAGCGAACCAUUCGAUGCCAGCUCAUAUGGGUUGAUGUGCAUGAGAAAUGCUGCGGCGGCCAAUUACAGCAUACUCACGGCCGAGGGGUACCACCUGACAUCGAUCGCGGCAGAAUAUCUGGAUACAAUUCAAAGUCAGGGCUACGCCAUGGGCGAGGACUGCCUUACACUCAAUGUCUGGACGAAGCCGCAGGUGGGAGAGAAGGCCAAAGCAGUCUUGUUUUUCAUCCACGGAGGCGGAUUCCAGGGAGGCUCUUCUCACAAUCCGUUCUUGACGGGUCAGUACUUCGCCGAUGAUGAAGACGUCGUCGUAAUCUCCACAAACUACCGCACCAAUUUGUUCGGCUUCCCUGGUCUAGAGCCCUCGGUAGCCAAUGUCGCGCCCAACGCCGGCCUCCUGGACCAGCGCCUGGCGAUCGAAUGGGCCCGCGACAACGUAGCAGCCUUUGGAGGAGACCCGACACGCAUCACCCUCUUCGGCCAGUCUGCCGGCUCAACCUCCAUCUCGACAUACGGCUACGCCUACGCCUCGGACCCCAUCGCCCACGGUCUGAUUACCCAGUCCGGGACAGCCGACGGCUUCGGCAUCCCAUCGCCGAACUCCACUGCAUCGUUCCUGGCCCUCUCGACCCUACUAGGCUGCAAUGCCACCUCCUCAGACCUCAGCACAGCCGUGGCCUGCGUCCGCGCCCAGCCCGCCGACGCUGUGCUGGCUGCGAGCGCCAGCGUCCCAGCAACGACCUCCGCGCUCGGCACCUUCUCCCCGACCGCCGACAACGUGACCGCCUUCUCCGACUACCCCACGCUCACGGCAGCGGGCGCCUUCGCGCAGAUGCCGCGGCUGCACGGCAGCAACUCGGACGAAGGCAGCUCCUUCGAGAUCGACUUCGCGCUGCAGGGGCUCGUGCUGCCGAAGCCGUACUGGGACUGGCACACGCUCGCCUUCUUCGGCUGCCCGACGGCCAGCUCGGCGGAAAGUAUUGCGCAGGCGGCGCCCGAGGUGCCUUCGUGGCGGUACGUGUAUGUCGCGGACUACCCCAACAUGCGCCUCACGGUCGACCCUACGCUCGGCGCUUACCACGGCUCGGAGCUCAACCCCCUGUUUGGGACUUCUGAGUCGCUGGGCGAGCUUGAUACGCCGGCUGAAGCGGCCAUGGGCAAGUAUAUGAGGGCGGCGUGGGCGGCGUUUGCGAAGGACCCUUACAAUGGGCUGGCCGAGGAGAAGUUUGGCUGGCCAGUGCUGCCGACUGAUGACGAGGAUGAGGCACAGACUGUAGUGUUGGGGCAAGGCAAUGCUACCGUGGCGGCGUUUGAGCUGAGUUCUGUAAGGGAUGCAUUGUGCCCUACGGUUAUGGACGCGCUGGAGGCGGUUGGGGGAACGCCAGGCUUGCUCCUGAUUGCGCUGGCGUUGGCACAGGCGCUGCAGGAUGUCGAGGAUGGGGAUGUUGCUGCAGUGAGCGAGGCCAUUCUGGCUCUUGCUAGCGGAGGAACAGCCAAGUGA
Molecule: messenger RNA, 1737 nt
Organism: Diaporthe amygdali
Lineage: Eukaryota; Fungi; Ascomycota; Sordariomycetes; Diaporthales; Diaporthaceae
Exons: 3
Coding region: 1-1737 (578 amino acids)
Molecular function (GO): cholinesterase activity
Source: RefSeq, a predicted model, not a curated record